ACCAUGCUGACCAGCCACUCCCAGCUGGUGCUGUCUGUCUGCAUCAUCACCUUCCUGACCGGCCUGCCGGCCAACGCCCUGGCCUUCUAUACCUUCUGCAAGAAGGUCAAGAAGAAACCCACCCCCAUCGACAUACUGCUGCUCAACCUCACCACCUCCGACCUCAUUUUCCUCAUCUUCCUGCCCUUCAAGAUGAAAGAAGCGGCUGACAACAUGCUGUGGAAGCUGCCCUACACCCUGUGCCCCAUAACGGGCUUCGUCUUCUACUCCACCAUCUACAACAGCACGUUCUUUCUCACGGCAGUCAGCGUGGAGCGCUACCUGGGCGUGGCCUUCCCGAUCCGGUACAAGCUCUACCGCCGGCCCCUCUACACUGUGGUGGUCAGCAUCUUCUUCUGGGUGCUCUCCUCCGUCAACCUCAGCAUCGUCUACAUCAUGCCCUACUACGACCCCCAGAAUGUCAGCGACAGCACCUCCCCAACAGACUGCUACCGGGAGUUCACGCCCAAGCAGCUCCAGGUGCUCCUGCCCGUGAGGCUGGAGCUCUGCCUCCUGCUGUUCUGCGUCCCCUUCCUCAUCUCCUGCUUCUGUUACAUCAACUUCAUCCGCAUCCUCUCCAGGCUGCCCAACAUCAGCCGGCGGCGGCGGCUGCGGGCCAUCGGCCUGGCCCUGGGGACGCUGCUGGUCUUCGCCUUCUGCUUCGGGCCCUACAACGUGUCACACGUUGUGGGCUUCGCCACGAAGAGAAGCCCGGACUGGCGCCACAUCGCCCUGCUGUUCAGCACCUUCAACGCCUGCCUGGACCCCCUCAUCUUCUACUUCACCUCCUCCGCCAUGAGGAGCACGUUCAGCCACUGUCUGACUGGACUCACAGAGAGGCUGUGCCGUCUGCACUGCCACAGACCUCACUGCUGCCCCCUGCAGGGACCAUCUAACAUUGACAAAUACAAAGAGCCAGGGCCCCACGAGGGCAACGCGUGCAACGACAGUCCUCUCCCUGAUAUUAGCUAG
Messenger RNA from Megalops cyprinoides (Indo-Pacific tarpon), 1011 nucleotides. Its product is annotated as free fatty acid receptor 2-like. Bases 4 to 1011 code for a protein of 335 amino acids. Gene Ontology annotation, biological process: G protein-coupled receptor signaling pathway; cellular response to fatty acid. NCBI's taxonomy places the organism in Eukaryota, Metazoa, Chordata, Actinopteri, Elopiformes, Megalopidae. The record is from RefSeq and is a predicted model, not a curated record. The transcript has a single exon. Gene Ontology annotation, cellular component: plasma membrane. Gene Ontology annotation, molecular function: G protein-coupled receptor activity.